AUGGCCAUCAGCAUCGAUAACCAAGAUGAGACAUGGGUUAUCCACUCGAUUGUAGCCAUGCCAUCCCCUUCACCAUCCCCACUAAUCCCUAGAGUUCCAAAGAUAUUGGUGUGCGAGAAGAGCAAUAUUUACGAGAAAUACUAUGUUCCACAGGUUGUUUCCAUCGGCCCAUACCAUUAUGGCAAACUGAAGCUCCAGUUAGUCGAGAAACUCAAGUCUGAUUUUACCAAGAAGCUCCUUUCACAAUCGAAGUGUGAGGUUAAUGUGUGCCUUAGCAGCUUGUACAAAAAGCUUGGGGAAGCGAACAUGGUGAAGGAGUUAAGAAAGUUCUAUGAAGAGAAAUCAACAGACCAUCUCUCCGAUAAGGAAUUCACUAGGAUUAUGUUGUUGGACGGUUGUUUUAUUUUGUAUUAUAUUCGAUAUAUCUACGGGGAGAAAGCUGGAAGUUGUCGAGAGUUGAGAAGCCAUCAGAUUGUGUUAAUCCACCAAGACUUGUUCCUGCUGGAAAACCAAAUUCCCUUCAAAGUUCUAAAGGAGGUGAUGGAUUUGAUAAAACUUGAUAGGCGUGACAAGUUUCUAUCAUUCUUCGCUGACAACAUUUUGUCACCGGGGAGGCAGAAAAGAGGGUGGUUCUAUUUCCGAAGCGGCUCAACUCAAAAGGAUCAAAAUUCAGGACGAGAAUCACAAGGAAGCUUUGAAUUCGUAGGUCAUAAUCAUCUGCUCCAUCGUCUGCAUUCUGGGCUUACGGCCGGACCAAGUCCCAAGAAUGAAUCCCACUGGAUUCAAAUACUUUCCUGUCGUCCUAAAAAUAGCAGAAUGGAUGCAACAAGCAGCAGGUAUACUUUUCGGAACGUCAGCGAGCUUGCAGAUGUCGGUAUCCAUUUCAGGCCGAGUAGCGUUAUGUCUUUGGCUCAUGUGGAGUUUGUUGGACGGUGGUGGUGGUGGUUUUCAGCAGCGGUAAAACUCCCUCCGAUAACCGUGGAUGAUUCCACCCAGCCCAUGCUGUUAAACUUAAUAGCCUAUGAAAUGUGCGCUGAUGACGCACAUGAUGCGUGGGUUGCCUCCUACAUAUGCCUCCUGGAUUCUCUCAUCGAUCAUCCUGAGGACGUGAAGGCUCUUCGGAAAUCUGGGGUCCUUGAUAACUCCCUUGGGAGUGACCAAGAAGUCGCCACACUCUUCAACGAAAUAGGCACCGGUUUGGUGCCAAACAAUGAAGCAUAUUUGAAAGCUAAGAACCAAAUCCAAAUUCAUUAUGAAGACUUGAGGAACACAUGGUGUUCCCAACUCUAUCACGAGUACGUCAGGAGCCCAUGGUCAUUUCUAGCACUUGUAGGAGCUUUGAUGGCUCUUUUUCUUAGUGCUGUUCAAACUUACUUCACUGUCUGGGGUCCCAAAGGUGAGUGA
Lactuca virosa is the source of this 1404-nucleotide messenger RNA. NCBI's taxonomy places the organism in Eukaryota, Viridiplantae, Streptophyta, Magnoliopsida, Asterales, Asteraceae. The record is from the annotation of a GenBank genome assembly.